CGCAUCCACACUGGGGAACGGCCCUACUCAUGUACGGAGUGUGGGAAGAACUUCAGGAGCAGGUCCCAGCUGAUCCGACACCAGCGCAUCCACACUGGGGAGCGGCCCUACACGUGUGCGGAAUGUAGGAAGAGUUUCAAUGACCUCUCUAACCUCCUCAAGCACCAGCACAUCCACACUGGGCAAUGGCCCUACAAGUGCUUGGAAUGUGGGAAGAGGUUUUGUACCAGCGGGAAUCUCCUCCUGCAUGAGCAGACACACACAGGGGAGAGGCCCUUCCGCUGCACCGACUGCGGGAAGGGCUUCAAACGCAACUCCCACCUCAUCAGCCACCGGCACAUCCACACCGGGGAGAGGCCCUACAAGUGUGGGGAGUGUGGGAAGAGCUUCAACCGCCGCUUCAGCCUCUGCGUUCACCAGCGCAUCCACACUCGAGAAAGGCCCUACGAGUGUGGGGAAUGUGGGAAGAGCUUCAGUGACCGCUCCAGCCUCCGCACCCACCAGCGCAUCCACACUGGGGAACGGCCCUACAGAUGUGGGAAAUGUGGGAAGAGGUUUCAGACCAGCGGGAAUCUCCUAGUCCAUGAGCGGAUACACACAGAGGAGAGGCCCUUCCGCUGCACCGACUGCGGGAAGGGCUUCAAACACAACUCCACCCUCGUCACCCACCGGCGCAUCCACACCGGGGAGAGGCCCUACAAGUGUGGGGAGUGUGGGAAGAGCUUCACCUGGAGCUCUGCCUUGACCCAACACCAACGGACCCACCAGUAAGGGAAGCCCCCUGAGUGCCCCGACUGCGGGAAGAGCUUCGGCCGCUGCUCCCACCCGGAAUGACCCCCCUGAUGGUGAGGC
Molecule: messenger RNA, 852 nt
Organism: Empidonax traillii (willow flycatcher)
Lineage: Eukaryota; Metazoa; Chordata; Aves; Passeriformes; Tyrannidae
Product: zinc finger protein 551-like
Exons: 1
Biological process (GO): regulation of transcription by RNA polymerase II
Molecular function (GO): RNA polymerase II cis-regulatory region sequence-specific DNA binding; DNA-binding transcription factor activity, RNA polymerase II-specific
Source: RefSeq, a predicted model, not a curated record